This is a messenger RNA of Archocentrus centrarchus (flier cichlid), 978 nucleotides long. It is a transcript of the gene terb2, whose product is annotated as telomere repeat binding bouquet formation protein 2. The record is from RefSeq and is a predicted model, not a curated record. Gene Ontology annotation, biological process: homologous chromosome pairing at meiosis; meiotic attachment of telomere to nuclear envelope. Gene Ontology annotation, cellular component: nuclear inner membrane. NCBI's taxonomy places the organism in Eukaryota, Metazoa, Chordata, Actinopteri, Cichliformes, Cichlidae. The transcript has 7 exons. Bases 3 to 764 code for a protein of 253 amino acids.
GAAUGCAGCAGUCGUUUGAGCGCCAAACUCGCGCUGCAGUGAGUCAGAAGGAAGAGGUGGAGUUUGGGUUAAUCAGUGUAAAAAUAUGUAAAACAAUUAACAAUUACUGGUCAAUUGUAGCUAACACUUUUCAAGAGAAAAUGGCAAUGUUUCGCUGUAAGACUGCCUGGUUUUCUAACAGUGUGCCACAGGCCUGUCGCACGUUUUGGAUUUCAGAAGGGGGCUCCAUUGCUCAGUGGAGAACAGCAGAUUACCUUUUCAGUGAGGAUGCUACAUGCCCUGAUACUCUGAGGAUCUUUGAGAGCAAGGAUUACCUCUGGAACAAGGUGACGAUUUUUCACAGCUUGUUUCUAUCUGCCUGUCAAAAGCGGCAGAGUGUGAAAUCUCUGAACAUUGGUCAUUAUGUGCUGCCUCCAGCCUCCAUACAAGAUGAAGUGAGAAAUGUGGUUGGGCGGCUGAUUUGGGAGCAUGAAGACAAACAGUCAGUGGAACAGGACGCCCUAGAAAGUUUUACUUGCCCAACAGAAGAUGAGUCCAGCGAAGAAGAAGUCAGCAUAAGGGAUUCUGAAUCAUCUGAUGCAGACUCAUCAGAAAAUGAAGUGCUAUUAUGUGACUGUAUGCAAAGAUAUCCAGUUAAAAGCAUGAUUACAGGAUAUGUCAGGAUGGACAAGCUGCAGAAAUACUCAGGUGAUCUGUGCGAUUUCCAUCACGGGAGUUUCCAGUGCUUCAGAUGCAAAGCACUCUGCUGCUUGCCAAGCACAUAAGCAAACAACUACUAAGAGAAAACCAGUUUUUAAAAGAUGAGUUAAUGUUUGCAUUGCUUCCUGCACUUGUUUUUUUUUGUGUGUGUAAAUAAACACUGACUUAAAAUAAAUCAGUGUAUUAACGUUAGUGCUCAUUUCAUUUUGUCAUUUUAUUUUCUGUUCUUACUGUUCAGUGUGUCACAAUUUAAUGUUAUAUGUGUGUUAGCCCAUUGUG